AUGAAGGAGAAGCUGGAGGAGAUGAACAGACACAUCUCAGCUUUUUCACGGGGAAACAAAGACAUGGAGGAGAUGAUGAAAGAUAAUGACGUCUGCUUUCUGAAGAAGUUUCCAGUCACAAUGGAAAGACUUCAGAGCUCAGAGCUGGAUCCACAGAUGGCUUCUGGAGCUUUGAUUCAUGUGCCAAGUUACUUGGGCAACCUGCAGUUCAGAGUCUGGGAGAAGAUGCAGGACAUUGUCCAAAACACUCCUGUGAUUCUGGAUCCAAACACUGCAAAUCCAUCUCUUGCUUUGUAUGAUGAUCUGACCGGUGUGAGAUUCAGCGAGAACAAACAGCCGGUUCCUGAUAAUCCAGAGAGAUUUGACCGGUGUCCCUGUGUUAUGGGAUCAGAGGGUUUUAACUCAGGAACACACUGCUGGGAUGUGGAGGUUAAAGAAAGUUCAGCCUGGAGUCUAGGAGUAACUACAGCAUCAAACCAGAGGAAGGGAAGUGAUUUCUUCAAAACUGAUGUCUGGUGUGUGCAUUACGAUCAGUACAAACAGUUUCUAUCAUCUGGUAUCCGUGUCAAACGGAAUCUUGAUCGUGUGAGAGUUAAUCUUGACUAUGACAGAGGAAUGGUGUCAUUCUCUAAUCCUGUAACUAACACACAUAUACAUACAUUCAAAACCACCUUCACUGACACACUCUUUCCAUUCUUCUGGUGUUAUAAUUCUUCCUCUCUGAGGAUCUUACCAUCCAGUUAG
Megalobrama amblycephala (Wuchang bream) is the source of this 744-nucleotide messenger RNA. RefSeq names its product nuclear factor 7, ovary-like. The record is from RefSeq and is a predicted model, not a curated record. Gene Ontology annotation, molecular function: protein binding. The transcript has 4 exons. The coding region runs from base 1 to 744 and encodes 247 amino acids. Lineage: Eukaryota; Metazoa; Chordata; Actinopteri; Cypriniformes; Xenocyprididae.